Molecule: messenger RNA, 1169 nt
Organism: Zea mays
Lineage: Eukaryota; Viridiplantae; Streptophyta; Magnoliopsida; Poales; Poaceae
Gene: aoc2
Product: allene-oxide cyclase2
Exons: 2
Coding region: 109-858 (249 amino acids)
Biological process (GO): jasmonic acid biosynthetic process
Molecular function (GO): allene-oxide cyclase activity
Source: RefSeq, a predicted model, not a curated record
CCACUUAAAUAAGAGAAACACACCACCACCAAUUCACUCACGAAUUCCCCAUUCCCUUCCCCCAUCGCAUCGAGAGCCAGGCCAGCCAGCCACCUCUGCUAGGUCUCCAUGGCCGCCGCGCUCAGGUCCCCGGCCUCGGCCAAGGUCUCGAGCCCCGCCGCCGCCUCCAAGGUGCGCCAGGCGUCCAGAGUCGCGGUGGGCGGGUUCCGGCAGCAUCCGCGGAGCCGUGUCGGCCCCGUGGCCGUGCGGGCGUCGCUGUUCUCGCCCAAGCCCGCGGCGGCCAAGGACGCGCGGCCGACCAAGGUGCAGGAGCUGUACGUGUACGAGAUGAACGAGCGGGACCGCGAGAGCCCCGCGUACCUGCGCCUCAGCGCCAAGCAGACGGAGAACGCGCUGGGCGACCUGGUCCCCUUCACAAACAAGCCGCUCUUCCUCCCCACCCACCCAUGCACCCAGGUUUACAACGGCAGCCUGGACAAGCGGCUGGGCAUCACCGCCGGCAUCUGCGUGCUCAUCCAGCACGUCCCCGACCGCAACGGCGACCGGUACGAGGCCAUCUACAGCUUCUACUUCGGCGACUACGGCCACAUCUCGGUGCAGGGCGCGUACCUGACCUACGAGGAGUCGUACCUGGCCGUCACGGGCGGCUCCGGCGUCUUCGAGGGCGCCUACGGCCAGGUCAAGCUCCACCAGAUCGUCUUCCCCUUCAAGAUCUUCUACACCUUCUACCUCCGGGGCAUCCCGGACCUGCCCAGGGACCUGCUCUGCACGCCCGUCCCGCCCUCCCCCACCGUCGAGCCCACGCCCGCCGCCAGGGCCGCCGAGCCGCACGCCUGCGUCAACAACUACACCAACUGACUGAUCAACUCCAGCCCAGGAACCAUCUCUGCCUGCCAUGCCUGUCCCUCACUCGAUUUGUAUGUUUGUAUGGCUUAGGUCCUUCGAUUCGUACGUUCGUGCGUGGUAGCACCAAUAAACAUGCGAUCGAUUGAGUUGUGUGUGCUUCUCCAUUCAUUCACUUGCUCUUUCUGCAGCUCGUGAUCGAGUUGUGUGUGCUCCAUUCCCAAAUUAUGUAUGAUCGAUUAGUAGCGUUAGGGGUUAACCAGUAGCCGCUGUGUACUUGUGUCACCCUUGGACAAACAAUGAGAUAUUUCUUUGUCGUCGAGUAA